AUGGAAGGACUCCAGGUUGACAUAGAAACACAUUAUGCUGAGGUGGUUGUUGAAGUGGGAAAUAUUACUUUUGGGGAGGAGUUUAGAAAAAACAUGACUGAUAGUCAUUUGAAAAGGAUGCAGAAUUCUAAAAUCAUUCAAGCCAUAUGCGCACUGUUAAAUUCAGGUGGGGGAAUCAUCAAAGCUGAAAUUGAUAACAGAAGCUACAAUUACCGAUGUGAUGGAUUUGGUCAAGAUUUGGAAACAUCCUUUCAAAAGCUUCUGCCUUUGGCUUCACAGAACUUCCUUGACUUUCUGCAACACGACCACAAUCUUUUUAUUUUUGUGAAACCAUGGAUCAUGAAGGCUGUUGGCCCCCAAAUACGAAUUUGUAGCUUGUCCUCCAAUAUAUUCCAAAGAGAUGUGACUUGUACUGUCAACCUGACUGCCUGUAGGGCAUUAGAACUUCUAAAGGAGAAACAAUCUAGAAUCAAAAGAGGAAGGGAGAAUCUUCCAAUGUGGCAUCCCAAGAAAGUUCUUGUGAGUGAAAUUCAGGAAGAGGAAGACAUGAGGUUUUUUGCCUCUGAAUUUUUCAAAAAGGAUCAGCUUUUGUACAAGGAGAAACUCAACUUUACUGAGUCAACUCACGUUGAAUUGAAAAGAUUCACAACUAAGAAAAUUAUGCCUAGGAUAAAAGAUAUGUUGCCCCGUUAUGUUUCAGCAUUUGCAAAUACCAAAGGAGGAUACUUAAUUAUUGGGGUGGAUGAUAAGACCAAUGAAGUAUUUGGAUGCCAAAAAGAUAAAGUACAUCCUCUCCAACUUGAAAAGGAUAUAAAAUUCUGCAUAGAAAAACUGCCCAUCUUCCAUUUUUGCUCUGGGAAGCCAAACAUCAAUUUCACAACUAAAAUCAUUGAAGUAUAUGAUAAUGAUAGCCUAUAUGGUUAUGUCUGUGUAGUCAAAGUAGAGCCUAUCUGCUGUAUUGUCUUUGCAGAAGCCCCAGAUUCCUGGAUCAUAAGAAAUAACUUUGUUGAAAGACUGAAGACUGAGGAAUGGGUGUCCAGAUUAAUGGAUAUUCACCCAGCUCAUCCCGGUUUGGCUCAGGAUGAUGACCUUCCACUGGGCUUGUGGGAAACUGAUUCACUCAGAAGAUCAACAUGUUCAGAACAAGUCUGGCGUUAUAAGAAAACUCUGCAGCAAAGUUUGCUUUCAGUGACUUCUCCAGAGAUAGGAUUCAAGCCAGAAUCUCUUUGUGAGGAGUUAUUCUCAGAGCAUGAUGGACUAGAGAAGCUAAUGAAGAAGAUGACCCGUCACUUUUCUCAGGGGAUCUUGAUAUUUUCAAGGAGCUGGGCUAUUGACAUUGGCUUAAGAAAGGAUGACAGAGUCCUGUGUGAUGCUCUCCUUAUCGCAAUCAACAGUCCCCCAAUACUUUAUACCAUAGUCAGGGGCCCCAAUCAGAUGGAUGGGUUUGAAUAUUCCAGAUAUACUGCUCUCCAGCUAAAGCAGAAACUUACCAAUGUGGGGCGUUACACUGGAAAAGUGUGUGUCAUUCCCCAGUUGUUGCACCUGCCUGGCCCACCAAGUGGGAUCAUCCAAGUACAGGGCCAUUAUCCCCAGGCUUAUGUUCUUGCUACACAUUACGAAUUGGAAGACUUGCUGCAAUCACUUGUAAUAGUCUUGCUCUGCUUCACCUCUCUUUUGAGUGACCAGCUUGGGUGCCAAUUUGUAAGCCUACUUGCAGGUGACCAAUCUAAACUGCUCUCAGAAAGCCUCCAGGAAACCAGGGAGUUAUUCAUCCUUUGCUUACCAGGAACCAGGAAAACUGCCAUGGUCAUAAAAAUCUUGGAAGAGAUUAGGAACAUCUUUCACUGUGAAGCAAAAGAAAUUCUCUACCUUUGUGAAAAUGACUCCCUGAGAGAAUUUGUAAGUCAACAAAGUACCUGCCAAGCUGAGACCCGGAAAACUUUCAUGAGAACAGAGUUCCCAGAGAUUAAACACAUAGUAGUAGAUGAAGCUCAGAACUUCUGCAGUGAAGAUGGAGACUGGUACACAAAAGCUAAGAACAUCACUCACCCAAUAGAUGAGAAGGCAAGAAGGAAGAACCCUCACCAAGGCAUUUUGUGGCUCUUUGUAGACUCUUUUCAAGCAAGUCAUUCAAGAGUCAGUGGCCUUCCACUUCCUUUAAUGCAAUAUCCAAGAAAAAACUUCACUAGAGAGAUCUAUAAUGCCCAAGAAAUAGCAAUGGUCAUGAAACAAGAAAUGAAGAUGAUCAGAGAAAAUCAGCCCAGAAACAUGCCUCCUGAGUCAUUGGUAUUAUUUAGGGAAGAUCUGUAUGAAGAUGCUAUCCAUGCUUAUACUCUACCUGGAGUAUGUGAAAAAGAAAGAAAUCUGACCAAGGAAGAAAUGGCAAAUUGGGUGGCAAGAAGAUGUCAAAUUCUCUUCCAUAAUGGCUAUUCUCCUAAAGAUAUUGCUAUUUUAUACAGUAGGAAUGAGGACAGAGAACACUAUGAGCUUAUUCCUCAGAGGACGAUGAAAUCGAUCAGGACUCACAGGACAGCAGAAGUUGGAUUCAGCAGGGCAUCUGAUGUUUUGGGUAGCAAAAUCAUUCUAGACAGCAUUCAGCAGUUUUCAGGUCUGGAGAGGAAUAUUGUGUUUGGUCUCAUUUCAUUUUAUCCUGGACCUGAGGUUCCCCACAACCUCUUGCUCUGCUUUGCAUCAAAAGCUAUUAAACACCUAUAUCUGCUCUAUGAGAAGAAGGAGGGACUGUGA
Messenger RNA from Gracilinanus agilis (Agile Gracile Mouse Opossum), 2745 nucleotides. Its product is annotated as protein SLFN14-like. The record is from RefSeq and is a predicted model, not a curated record. Bases 1 to 2745 code for a protein of 914 amino acids. Lineage: Eukaryota; Metazoa; Chordata; Mammalia; Didelphimorphia; Didelphidae. The transcript has 4 exons.